Molecule: messenger RNA, 2460 nt
Organism: Coregonus clupeaformis (lake whitefish)
Lineage: Eukaryota; Metazoa; Chordata; Actinopteri; Salmoniformes; Salmonidae
Product: FH1/FH2 domain-containing protein 3-like
Exons: 15
Coding region: 196-2460 (754 amino acids)
Biological process (GO): actin filament network formation; cortical actin cytoskeleton organization
Cellular component (GO): cytoskeleton; cytoplasm
Molecular function (GO): actin filament binding
Source: RefSeq, a predicted model, not a curated record
CACUCCCCCUCCUCCUCCCGUAGCGCCUCACCCCUCUCCCCCACCUCCAGCCCAUCAGACUCUGGUUCUCAGAGGUCCUCUCCUCUACCGCCCCCUGGGGCGACCAACGGUACUGCAGCCUCCCCGUCUCCCUCUCCCACCGAACAGGAGCCCAAGACGACCUCCAACCUGGGGCGAUCAUUCCUCAGUCACCACAUGUCCGCCCUGGGGAUCAGUAGGAGGUCACGGCUCUUUAACAAGGCUGGUUCCAUCUCUGAGGAACCUGCUUCUUCUGCCUCUCCAGCCGCAAGCAGCCCGUCUCCUACUGACUUGGCUGGCCCUGAGAAGCAACAGCAGCCUCCGACUGUCCAGGAGCAACAAGGGAACAAAACCGAGAGGAACACCUUCAGCUCUGAGCAGGCCAGCCACGAUGCCGUUUGCCCAGAGGACUGUAAUGUUAAUAUGGACAAGCCCGUCCUCAGGAAGUUUGAAGGCACCUUCCUCCGCAGCCUGGCCGCCACCCAGUGGGAGAAGAAGAGUAGGAGUCAACACAAGAAGCUCCAGGAUAGGCUGUCCCAGGAUGACAUCAUAGUCACGUCCACCAGGGCAGAGGAGGAGGAGACCUCGCCUGCAGACAGCAGCCCCAGUACACCCACUGAAGCCCCAUUCCAGGCCAGCGGUGCAGGAACAGAUCCCCAGCCAGAGCCCCACACAGGGGGGCAGGUCUCAGGAGAGACUGGCCCCAUCCAGAGCAUCCUGGAGCAGCCUGACCCAGCAGAUACACAGGCUCCCCAUAAUGAACCAGGUGUCAGUGUCCAGCAGCAGGGCAGUGUGGUGGAGCAGCAUAACACCCUCUCCGACGAGAGGAAGUUCAUGCUGAACAUGCUGUACGCCAAGAACUCCUCAGCCGGUCCCCUGAAGAGCCCGUCAGGCAUCGACCCUGACCCCAACCUCGACCCCGAGGACAGCCUCUCCGGAGAGGCAGAGGACCGCAGAGGGCUGGGCAGGGCUGGUAGCAUUCUGAAGGAACGUCUAUCCAGCCUCAAGGCCCACCAGGCCCAGCCUCUACCCAGCGAGAACAGCAGCUCCAGGAGGGCAGAGCUGGAGGGUCUGGGUGGCAGUGCCCAGGCGGCGCGGGCCAGGCUGGCAGAGGAGCAGCACCGGCGUGUCCGGCCGCAGUACAGCAUCGACGCGGAGACCCACGCCCGCAGCCUGGAGAAUACCCAGAUGACCCCUCUGGCCAGGGACCGACAGACCGAUGCCUGGGACCAGCUCCAACCCAGCUCCAGAGCCCUGAAGAUUAAAGACCUGGACUUCUCUGACCUUAUGGAGGAGGAGGAUAUAGACGUUCUGGACGUGGACGUCUACGACGUGGGGGUUGGUCGGCCUGGUGGUGGAAUCCCACCUCCUCCUCCACCCAUGCCUGGACUAGGCUCCGCCCCUCCUCCUCCUCCUCCUCCCCCCGGGGCUCCAGACCUGGCCUUUGCCAAGAAGAGGAAGACGGUCAAGUUGUUCUGGAAGGAACUCAAACAGUCAGACAGUCCCAGGAAGUGUAAAUUCGGACGCGGGACAGUGUGGGCGUCGCUGGAUAAGGUUACCGUGGAUACGGCCAAGUUGGAACACCUGUUUGAGUCCAAGGCCAAGGAGCUGCCCGUGGCUCUAAAGAAAGGGGCAGAAGUGAAGAAGGCGGAGAUACUGGUGUUAGAUUCUAAGAGAAGUAACGCCAUUAACAUCGGCAUGACUGUGCUGCCAGCUGUCCACAUCAUCAAGACCGCCAUCCUCAACUUUGACGAGUUUGCCAUCAACAAGGAGGGCAUAGAGAAAAUCCUGACGAUGACUCCUAGUGAGGAAGAGAAGCAGAAGAUCCAGGAGGCUCAGCUGGCCAACCCUGACGUCCCCCUGGGCUCGGCGGAACAGUUCCUCCUCACCCUGUCGUCCAUCAGCGGCCUCACCGCUCGACUACAGCUCUGGGCCUUCAAACUCAACUAUGAAACCCUGGAGAAGGAGAUAGCAGAGCCUCUUUUCGACCUAAAACUAGGUAUGGAGCAGCUCGCCAAAAACAAAACCUUUAAGCGCAUCCUAGCAACGCUUUUGGCCAUUGGAAACUUCCUCAACAGCACCAGUGCUAAAGGUUUUGAGCUGAACUACUUGGAGAAGGUGACUGAGGUGAAGGAUACGGUCCACAGACAGUCUCUGCUCCAUCACACCUGUAACUUCAUAGUAGACAACUACACAGACACCUCAGACGUCUAUUCUGAGAUCCCCGCCAUCACACGCUCUGCUAAAGUGGAGUUUGAGCAGCUAUCAGAUAACCUGGUUCAGCUGGAGAGGAAAUGCAAGACAUCGUGGGACAAUCUAAAGGUGAUGUUUAAACACGAGACCAAGCAUCUCCUGAAGAACAAGAUGACGGAGUUCCUUAAAGACUGUACUGAUCGGAUCAUCAUCCUGAAGGUGGUUCACAGACGCAUCAUCAACAGGUGA